AUGAACGCACGCGAUUUCAACUUCGAAAUCGCCAUGGACGGUAGCCAAGUUGACGAGGUGGUAGCCAGUAUCUUCCAUACAGUGCUAUUCCACCGAUCGAGCGGCAAAUUCACCUACAACAACGAAGAAAGUUACUCCAUACGAACCGUUAAUUAUGUGGACGUUGACUGCGAUUUCAUAGACUUCACCUACGUCUGCUGCGCGUCCGAAUCGCUCGCUCGGAAGCUCAAAAGAGAAAUAUCGGCCUUUUCGAAACUCCUGCGCACGAUCGACGGCAGACCGUCCCCCGCUAAGGGCGAAAUAAGCCUCGAGUUCUUCCAAAAGCACCGGACUAGAUGGUUUCUGCCGACAUACGUACCCGUGCCUUGGGAAAUAUGGCGCGUGAGUUGUGAAUUGACCGAAUCGGGCCAGGAUAUGCAUAGACACGAGAGCGUAGUGGAAAUGCUUCAAGACCAAAUAGUGUUUAUCACAGAGAUAAUAAACCGUCACGAAUACGUGCCCAAGAUGCCUAACCGGUCGGACGCGGAUCUCAUAUUUGACACCUCGUACCCGGAUAUUCAACCUUAUCUCUUCGCGAUAAAGUAUAAGUUACCGGAAACAGAGUCGAAUACUGUCAGCAACACAGUUCGGAAGCUUAUCAGGGACACCCUGUAUUUGUGA
This is a messenger RNA of Pieris macdunnoughi, 660 nucleotides long. NCBI's taxonomy places the organism in Eukaryota, Metazoa, Arthropoda, Insecta, Lepidoptera, Pieridae. The record is from the annotation of a GenBank genome assembly.